Onychomys torridus (southern grasshopper mouse) is the source of this 1440-nucleotide messenger RNA. RefSeq names its product carboxypeptidase vitellogenic like (gene Cpvl). The record is from RefSeq and is a predicted model, not a curated record. Gene Ontology annotation, biological process: proteolysis. The transcript is spliced from 12 exons. The coding region runs from base 1 to 1425 and encodes 474 amino acids. Gene Ontology annotation, molecular function: serine-type carboxypeptidase activity. NCBI's taxonomy places the organism in Eukaryota, Metazoa, Chordata, Mammalia, Rodentia, Cricetidae.
AUGUGGAAGCUGAUUGUCUCAUUGGUCCUGUUCAUGGUCAGCCCUGGUGAUGGACUCUUUCGCUCCAUAUACCGAAGCACCAUUUUUUCUCCGCCAUUCAAGGGAAACGCAGGCUGGCCUCUGUUUCUUAGUCCUUAUAUCCAAGCUGGGAAGAUCAAGGAGGCGCAAAAAAAGAGCGAGGUCAGUCCUUACCCUGGAAUGAACUUGAAGAGUUAUGCCGGCUACAUCACAGUGAAUAGGACUUACAACAGCAACCUCUUCUUCUGGUUCUUUCCUGCUCGGAUACAGCCUGAGAAUGCCCCAGUAGUCCUCUGGCUUCAGGGUGGUCCUGGAGGUUCAUCCAUGUUUGGACUCUUUGUAGAACAUGGGCCUUAUGUUAUCACAAGUAACUUGACUGUUCUUGCCAGAGACUUCACUUGGACCACUACCCUUUCCAUGCUUUACAUUGACAAUCCGGUGGGCACAGGGUUCAGCUUCACUGAUGAUUCCCGGGGAUAUGCCAACAGUGAGAACGAUGUAGCCCAAAAUUUGUACAGUGCACUGGUUCAGUUUUUCAAGUUGUUCCCUGAGUAUUCGAAGAAUUCGUUUUAUGUCACUGGGGAGUCUUACGCAGGGAAGUACGUGCCGGCCAUAGCGCACUAUAUCCACUCCUUCAACCCAGUUAGAGAGUUCAAGAUCCGCCUGGAAGGAAUUGCCAUUGGAGAUGCAUACUCUGAUCCCGAAUCGAUUAUAGGAGGGUAUGCAACAUUCCUGUACCAAAUUGGCUUGUUGGAUGAGCAGCAGCAAAAGCACUUCCAGAAGCAGUGCAACAAGUGCAUAAAAUACAUCAAAGAUCAGCACUGGCUGAAGGCCUUUGAAAUCCUGGAUAAGCUGCUGGACAGUGAUUUAACAAAUGAUCCAUCCUACUUCCAGAAUGUGACAGGGUGUACCAAUUACUACAACAUUUUACAGUGCACGGAACCUGAGGACCAAGGUUACUACGGGAAAUUCUUGUCACUCCCACAAGUGAGACAAGCCAUCCAUGUGGGAAACCGAACUUUCAGUGAUGGCGCUGAGACUGAGAAGUACUUGAGAGAGGACACAGUGAAGUCAGUGAAGACCUGGCUAGCUGAGAUCAUGGAUCACUACAAGGUUCUGCUCUACAAUGGCCAACUGGACAUCAUCGUGGCGGCAGCCCUGACAGAGCGCUCCUUGCUGGCCAUGGAUUGGACUGGAUUACAGAAAUACAAAAAGGCCAAAAAAGUGGUUUGGAAGAUCUUCAAAUCUGAUAAUGAUGUGGCUGGUUAUGUGCGAAGCGUGGAUAAAUUCCACCAGGUAAUUGUCCGAGGUGGAGGACACAUUUUGCCCUACGACCAGCCGCUGAGAUCAUUUGAUAUGAUCAAUCGAUUCAUCUUUGACAGAGGAUGGGAACCUUACAAUUCCUAAACUCCUUUCCAUAAA